AUGAUCUUUAUAAAGGGGUAUGUAAUAUUGCAAGUAGCCGACGGCUUUCAACGACGGACUGAUCUCUUGAGACCAACCAAAGGGGCGGUCAAAAUAGAUCGUUCGGGGUGUCCUGGAAUUUGUGGCCCGCAGGCCGCUACCACAUCAACCCUGUCUUUCUCAAGCUUCCGAAAUUCAUUCACCUCCAAUGUCAAUUACCUGAAAAGAAGCUCAGCGGAGGCGUUACGCAGAUUCAGCUCGGGGGAUCUGCAGUCGGAGUGCGAUGAGGGAGAAGUGGAUCCUUACACAGGCCGCCCGGCCACUACCAGCCAGCCCAAGCCGCAGGCACAGAGGCCGGCCUCCCAGGUUACGGGAGGCAGUAUGGGUAGUGGCGCGCCGCCAGCGCCUAGCUCUGGAACAGCUUCAGCCGGUGGUUCAGAUUUAUCUCUGAACCUUCGCGGUGGCUCACGAGGAACCUCAGCACCUUCCUCACCAGCUAAGUCUCGUGAAUCGCUGCUGCAGCGAGUACAAUCUCUAACUGGAGCUGCCCGCGAUCAAGGAGCUAAUUUAUUAGGGAGCGUGACAUCAGUAGCGUCAGUUGGCCGUGGGUACAACAGGGACAGAUGUGUGACACUGUUGGUUGUGGAUGACCAGAACACUGACUGGUCUAAAUAUUUCCGUGGGCGAAGACUACCAGGGGAAUGGGACAUCCGCGUUGAACAGGCGGAAUUCAGGGAAUUGUCGGUGACAGCAAGUUCUGAUGGAGCGAAUGUUUCUAUGGCCGUAUAUCGCAGUGGAACCAAAGUAACACGUUGUUUCAAACCCGAGUUCGUGCUGGUUCGUCAGAAUGUUCGAGACGCCGGCGCUGAUCAUAGGGCUUUGCUGCUCGGACUUAAAUUCGGCGGAGUGCCUUCUGUUAACAGCCUUAACUCUAUUUAUCAUUUCCAGGACCGGCCUUGGGUGUUUGGUCACCUCCUUCAACUGCAGCGUCGCCUUGGCAGAGAGAACUUCCCUCUCAUCGAACAAACUUACUACCACAAUCACACCGAUAUGGUAUCAGCACCCAAGUUCCCGGUGGUUAUAAAGAUUGGGCAUGCACACAGCGGCGUUGCCAAGGUGAAAGUUGAGACUUUGGCCGACUUCCAGGAUAUAGCCGGAGUGGUAGCCAUGUUGGGAACAUAUUGCACUGUUGAGCCAUACAUCGACGCCAAGUAUGACAUUCACAUUCAGAAAAUUGGAACCAACUAUAAAGCCUUCAUGCGCAAAUCUAUAUCUGGCAACUGGAAGACCAAUCAGGGUUCCGCUAUGCUGGAAGCUAUUGGCAUGAAUGAUAGAUACAAGAUGUGGAUUGACGAGGUGAGCGAGAUUUUUGGCGGCCUAGAAGUGUGCGCUCUUGAACUAGUAGUGGGCAAGGACGGACGUGAGCAUAUUAUUGAAUUGAACGACUCCGCGACGUCAUUCAUGGGCGAUUCUCAGGAAGAAGACCGUCGACAUCUUGCUGAACUUGUCUUCCAACGGAUGCAGGCUGUAUGUCGUCCUGGUAUAACCAAGACGGCAUCUCGCAGCUCCGUGUCGGGUAGUGGCGCGGCGUCUCCCGAGGAGCGUUCGGUGAGCGGGCCGCCAUCCGUCCCGCCGCCCGCUCCGCUCGCCGCCGCCGCCAGCAUCGACCGGCCGCUACCACCCAUACCCGCGGAGCCGACACAACCACCACCACCACCACUCACACGGAGAGACUCACAAGUUUCCCAAUCAUCGACGGUGUCGUCAGCAUCAGCGGCUCCUAGUACGACCGGCUCAGCGGCGGGCGCUGCGACGGGGACUGCGCCCCCCGCGGGAGGUCCGGCCGCUGCGGGGGGCACGCCCUCUCGCGGAGGCUUCGCCCGCCAGGGCUCCCUUAGCGCCGCCCUAACAGAAGACGCGGAAGACACCAUGAAGAACCUCCGUAAAACAUUCGCCGGUAUCUUCGGAGACAUGUAA
Danaus chrysippus (African queen) is the source of this 1956-nucleotide messenger RNA. NCBI's taxonomy places the organism in Eukaryota, Metazoa, Arthropoda, Insecta, Lepidoptera, Nymphalidae. The record is from the annotation of a GenBank genome assembly.